Messenger RNA from Haliotis rubra (blacklip abalone), 1698 nucleotides. Its product is annotated as proline-rich protein PRCC-like. The record is from RefSeq and is a predicted model, not a curated record. Gene Ontology annotation, cellular component: nucleus. NCBI's taxonomy places the organism in Eukaryota, Metazoa, Mollusca, Gastropoda, Lepetellida, Haliotidae.
GUUGCGUCCCUUUGACAAGCGGUUUGACACUUUUUCGCGACAAAUAAAUCACAAUAAUGUCGCUUGUUGCAUACAAUUCCAGUGAUGAAAGUGGUGGCAGCGAUGCAGAAGAUCAUAUCCAAAUGAACGACGUGAAAAAUGACAAGUCUGUCUCACCAGCCAACGACAAUAUCAGCGACGAAGACGACUACGUCCCAGCUAAUACAUCAGGUCAAGUACAGUCUGUAGCAACAGCUGGGGUAGUCGACACGGACGACCAAGUUACAAGCUUGCUGAAAGGUUUGCCUGCACCGAAGGCUGGGGGACAGGACGAAGUACAAGAAGAUGAACUUGAGGAAGAGGUCAAACCGAAAAGUACCCAGAUAGCUGAUGCUCCCAAACCUCCAGGCAAGAAAGCCAAGAUGCCUGUCAAAAUCAGCAUCCCUAAACUUGAUCAUGAUUCAGAUGAAGAGGAACCGGUUCCAAAGAAAGCAAAAACCACUAACACAAAGGGAAAAGCUGGUCUGUUUGCCUUGUUGCCUGCGCCAAUUCAUGUUGCCAAGAAAGAAGCAAACCGAAUUCUCAUCCCACACACCCUCACCAAGAGGCCACAGAAGCCAGCACCAAAACCUCCACCUACAAAGCCCAAGCAAAAGGAGGUGGAAGAGGAGGAGGGUGAUGAGUCUGGUUUCUCUAAGCGAUAUACUGCCUUCAGUGGUUUAACGGGCUAUGAUUCAGAUAGUGAUGAUGAAACAACUGUGAAAUCAAACUUUUCUCAUUAGAUUCUGACUGUUAAACAGAAUUCUUCACAAGUGAUAGCAAAUCCAGACAUUGAGGAACCUGUUUCAAUUCCAAAACCACUUUUGAGUGACAGUGUUGUGAAAAUGUCUCCAAAACAGGAGAGUUCCUCAAGAACAGUAACUGCGCAUGCAGUGGAUGAAUCAGUGUUACCAGCAGUGGUGAGUCACAUCCCCCAGACAGAGACAGAUAGUGCAAGUGUUUCAUUGGAUACUCUAGAUCAGCCUGUAGAUCAGGACGCUCCCUUGUCCUUCAGACCGACUAUGCCGCAACAGAAUCUUCUCUCUGCUGCAUCCAUGGGGGCUCGUUAUCAGUACAUGCAUACUGCCGCAUCAACAACCCAGGAGCAGCAGUCAUACCCUGCAUACCCACAGUACUUGGAACCCUCCAUGUCGUAUGAAGAGGACAACAUGGUGCCACCUCAGGAGGAAUUCAGCAAGUACAUGCAAGAUGAGCAGUUCCUACGACUCCAAGGCAAGAAGCAUCGUGGGAAGGAGGAGAUCAACAUCAUUGAUGCCAACAUGGACGACUUUGUGAGCUCUGUUGAUGUUGCCAAGAACCUAACAGAAGAGUCUUCCUAUCAGUCUCACCAGAAGGACAACAAUCCCACCCAGCAGCAGCGCCGCAAGAAGCAGAUCACCUACCUGGCCUUCCAGGCCAAAGAAAGAGAGCUUGAGCUGAAAAACUCAUGGGCCCAGAGUCGGAUGACCAAGCGACAGACACAGGCCAAAUAUGGUUUCUGAGAGAAGACUUGCAAAUUGCUAUGCAUCACCACAGCACGGUGCCGUAGAUACCUGUAAAUAAUUCCCCAUGUGAACCUCUCAGCACAAAACACCUGGUAUAUUAGGAUACCUCUGAAGCUACAGAUCCUGCUCAUGUAAAUGUUAGAUGAUCAAAUUGUAAAUAAAUACAAUGAAAUUA